Serendipita indica DSM 11827 is the source of this 1098-nucleotide messenger RNA. The record is from the annotation of a GenBank genome assembly. NCBI's taxonomy places the organism in Eukaryota, Fungi, Basidiomycota, Agaricomycetes, Sebacinales, Serendipitaceae.
AUGUCUGUAUUUGGACAAACUUGCUUACAAGAACUCAGCUAUCAUCUGGGUCUACUCAAGGCCAAACUUGCAAAGCUACGGAGGGAACUUCUCGCAGGUCCGUCUGGUGGUGGAGGUGGUGGGGGAGGCCCGGGGUUCGAUGUAGCUAGGACCGGAGUCGCAUCUGUCGGAUUUGUUGGAUUCCCGUCUGUCGGAAAGUCUACACUCAUGUCCAAAUUGACGGGAACACACUCAGAGGUGGCAGCCUACGAGUUUACAACGUUGACAAGUGUUCCUGGCACCCUGCGAUUACACGGCAGCCCAAUUCAGAUUAUCGACCUCCCCGGUAUCAUCGAAGGUGCCAAAGACGGUCGAGGUAGAGGUCGACAGGUUAUUGCAGUCGCAAGAACAUGCAACUUGAUCUUCAUCGUACUCGACGUCUUGAAGCCGCUACACGACAAGAAGAUUCUCGAGGACGAGCUGGAAGGGUUUGGUAUCCGGCUGAACAAGAAACCUCCAAACAUUACAGUCAAAAAGAAGGAGAAAGGAGGCGAGCCAUCUCAUUUAUCUCGCAUUGCGAUAACGAACACUGUCCCCCUCACCAAUAUCGACCACGAAGAGAUCAAGGCAGUUCUCAGUGAAUACAGACUAGCGAAUUGUGAUGUCGCAAUUCGUGAGCCGGGUUGCACGGCAGACGACCUCGUGGAUGUCAUCGAGGGCAACCGAGUCUAUAUCCCAUGCAUUUACGUUCUGAACAAGAUUGAUGCAAUCUCGAUCGAAGAACUGGAUCUUCUCUACAAGAUUCCACACUCCGUCCCAAUCUCCUCCAAGGAAUGGCUAAACAUUGACGAACUACUGGAUGCACUUUGGAAUGCCCUCAAUCUUGUUAGAGUAUAUACCAAACCACGAGGAUUAGCACCCGACUAUUCGGCACCAGUCGUAUUGAAACGAAACAAGGCGACAGUAGAAGACUUUUGCAAUGCCAUCCACAAGGAGAUUGCAAAACAACUCAAAUAUGCAAUCGUCUGGGGAACAAGCGCGAAGCACUCGCGCGGACAAAAAGUUGGGUUGGACCACGAAUUGCAAGACGAAGACGUUGUACAUAUCGUGAAGAAAUAA